Messenger RNA from Fraxinus pennsylvanica, 1638 nucleotides. Lineage: Eukaryota; Viridiplantae; Streptophyta; Magnoliopsida; Lamiales; Oleaceae. The record is from the annotation of a GenBank genome assembly.
AUGGAUGAAUUUGGAGGUUUGGUUGAGAGCAUUGGGUUCAAAUCCCAAGGGAAAUCAGCUCCCAUGGCCAAAUUGAAGUCGAAACCCAAUUUCAGUAGCAGUGAUGGAUUCCCUCAAAGCUUAGGCACCCAUUCAACGAUAUCUAAUGAUUCCUCUUUUAUUGUUGAUGAUCUUGAUGGGAUUUUCAGAUCCAAUGUCAAUAUCAGCAAUCGAAAAUCGCACAAUUAUUUUGAUGAUGAUGAUAUUUUCGGCGGGCCCUUUUCGAGUACAAAUCAAUCUGGAGGCAUUGACUUGGAUUCCGUGUUUAAGAGUUCGACUAAUUCUUCCAAUGAUAAGAAUUCAUUCGGUUCCAAUGGGCAUGAUGACUUGUUGUGGUCAGCGCCAAAAGGAACGAAUUCUGUUGAUGAUUUGUUAGGGAAUUUUGGGACGAAAUCAAGUAGUUUGAAGGGAAAAAAGGAGGAAAAUGGGCCACGAUUUGAUGAUCUGAUCCCUGGAUUUGAAGGAACUAGCCCAUCGAAUAAUGGAGCGCACUCCGACACAAAGCAGUCAAGUGGGCAUUCAUCAAACUCAGAUUCCAUGUUGGUGGAUGAUCCUUUUUUAUUUUUUGAAUCCUCUGUAUCCCAGGGAGAUGCUUCUUGGCCAUUUGCUGGGUCUGUGGAACAAAAUGCAGGAAACGGCUCAGUUCAAUCUUCAAUUGAUGAACUUGAAGAUUUUGCCAUGGGUAAAGCCCAGUAUGAUGCAAAUACUGAUAGAACAGGGAAACUGAAACAUGUGACGAGUGCAAAUGAUAGACCAUAUUCGGAGAGAAUUGGAAAUAUAAAAAUUUCUCUGGGAAAAAAGAAGGUAGAUCCAAAUGUGAGAGAACUCAAAGGAAAACAGGAGACACUUCACAAAAGUCAAAGCACAAAUGAAGAACGACCACAAAGGGCCAAUGAAGUAAAGAAUAAGGGAUUUGAGAAUGAAGGUGAUUUUGAUAAGUUUUUUGGCGAAGGUGUACAGUCAAACCAUAUGGCAAGGCGAAGUUCUACAACUGAGGACUCCCUGUUUGAUACGCUAUUCCAUGAGAAAAGAGAGUCUGAGGUUAAGAGUACUUCUUCGUCGUCAGUCAGCACAAAGAAGGCACCUUCAAUGACAAAUAAUGUUGAUGACUUCUCUUCACUUUUUGGAGAUGACGCUUCUUCCGGAGAAUUUAAGGAAAAAGAAGGGGAAAGUGAAGAACGACGCAGAGCAAGACUAAAUCAUCAUAUGAGGACCCAAGCUCGUAUGGCUAAAGCAUUGGCUGAUAAGAAUCAACGUGAUCUUCAGGCACAAUGUGAACAGGAGGAGAGACAUAUGCUUGCUGAAACUAUGGACAAUGAUAUAAAGCGUUGGGCUGCAGGAAAAGAAGGAAAUUUGAGAGCUCUGUUGUCUUCGUUGCAGCAGGUGUUAUGGCCUGAAUGUGGUUGGCAGCAAGUUUCAUUGACUGAUUUAAUUACUUCUACAUCAGUGAAAAAGGUUUAUUAUAAAGCAACCUUAUGUGUCCAUCCAGACAAGGUUCAACAGAAAGGAGCCAGUCUCCAACAAAAAUACAUUGCUGAGAAGGUUUUUGAUCUUCUGAAGGAAGCUUGGAACAAAUUCAAUUCUGAGGAAAUGAGAUGA